AAAUACAGAAUCAUCUGAGCUGUUGUUGUUGUGUCGCAGUAGUGUUUGUUUAUACGAUCAAACCAAAUUGACGGUGCAAAACUGUAACGAAAUCUGAGCACGUAACGUGCCGGAUCAACGAUGGAGUCUAACAAAAAGCGAGACUUGGAAAUCGUGUACAAUUUGCUGUGGAAAAACGAUCCUGCAAAUGGCGGUGAGAAAGCGAACAUUGUCGGAAUGUACGACAUACCGGCGACGACGCUCAACUGGGAGGUGUUCAAGUCCUAUUUGCUAAAAAAUGCUGGCACUGCGUUGGACGAUGUGAAAGUGUCGUACAUAACGUCCAGCAAUCGGGAGUUCCCCAUACAAUCGCAGAGGGACUUCGAAAUUGCGUUGUAUGCGUUCAGACGUAAGGCCAGAAUGAACGAGAUCAUCACCCUUAAGUUGGACAGGGUGUCUUCCCAGCAGACAAAAACCAAGACAAAGAGGCAGUCCAUAGAUGUGGAGACUCAAUUUGACGUCGUGGAUUCACCCAUCACACCGCCGGCAGCUGAAGAAGAACCUCCCAUGUGGUUCACUACAUAUAUGGCAAAGUUUAAAGAGGAGGUAUCCAAGGAAAUUAAGUCCGCUGUGGCAGCAUCAGUUUCUAAUUUGAAACCACCAAUGGCGACGGCACCACCAGCACCUUCCCAACAUUUUUACCACUCGCGCAAGAGUAAACCAGAAUCCAAGAGAUCCAGAAAAUACCCCAGCAUUGUUGAACAUCAAGUGAAUGACAAAGAGAUAAUCAGAUCAUUGAAGUUAGAGCGUAAGCUCGAAAAUAAACUGGAAAAACUCGAAAACAAGACUAAAAAAAUCAAGGAGAAGAAACUGGCCCUGUUCACUAAAUCGACAAGCGACAGCGAUGCAGGUCCGAGUCACGCCAGUCUCAAGAAGAUGAGGGACGUUACGCCCGAAUAUCAGAUGGACGCGGCCGUGAUCAAGAACGUUCAAGAUCACAUACCACGUUUCCAAGGCGGCGAGAUCUACAUGCACACUUGGAAUGUGGUAAAUACUGGCUUGGAGAACUGGACGUCAGAUACGUAUCUUCAGUAUACCUGGGGUUCCAAAGCGUUGCAUCCUAUUGGAGCUAGGGUUCCUUGCCCGAAACUCAAGCCUGGAGAACAGGGAACUAUUGGCGUGCAGCUUAAAAUACCUUUCGAGUAUGGUACUUACGAAUGCUACUGGCACUUCCAUCACAUGGGUCGCAGGUUUGGUCAAUGGCUAGGUUGUCAAUUGACCGUUGUCCCAUUCCACGAACCACCAACGAAAGUGAGUUGCUGUCACGAAAGCGUCGACGAGAAAACUACACCGAUGAAAAUUCUGAAAUUCUCUAUUGACACACCUAAUCAGCAGCCAAACAAAUUAGGUGCACAAGAAGAAGCUUUGGUUGAUGCCGACGAGAUAGGUGAAAAGAAAUUUAUUGAUCAGCUAGUGAAUGCCAGAUUAGAGGCUCUGAAAAUCCAUCACGAACCAACCGACACAAAUUGUAGUUCAGAUUCUGACAAUCAGAGUGUUAAAUCGUCUUCUGACGAAGCUGAAUCUGGUAAAGUAUUGGGAGAUGAGUUUGUGUUGGUGCCAGUCCCGAUAAAAAUGGAACCUAAAUUACCCCAAACGGAAAUACCGCCACCAUCCAGCUGCUAUCGCAUCGAUUCCAUCGAUCUGUUCGAAGUGGAGGAGGAGGUGGAGAAAGUGUGUGAAGAGCAGGGCGCUUGCGCCGUGAAACCAGAUGAAAAUUUCGACACGAACAACAACACUGAGAGUAGGGGUUGUUCUCCACACAACGCUGAUAUAAUCCUGACAAUGCCUAACGUUCAAGACGGCAUCGAAGAAGGAUACGCUUAUGUGGUGAAUGGUAAUGGCCAGGGGAUGCAUAUUCCUAAAAAAAUGAUUAAAACUAAGUAUCUAACCAAGUCCGAGGAAGAAACAAAAACCACCACAUCAUCUUCGUCAUCAUCUGUGGUUGUGAUUAACGAUAAGUGGGAGGAAGACACACAAAAUGACGAAAAUUCGGUUAUCGAAGAGCGUAUUCCCAAAAAGGCAUCUAGCCCCAGAAGUCUCAUUGACGAUCUGAAUUCACUACUGAGGACGGAUGGAAUAAAUCCAAAUGAUACUACAAAUAAUCCUGAUCUUACUACAAUAAUUGAGACUCCUCAAGACAUCCAAAAGGGUGAUGUCCCUAAAGAACCAUCAAGUUCUUCUAAUAUGCCGUGGCGGGAUAUGACGGAUUCUUCGGCCAUGCAAGAUAGUGCCUCUCGACUGUUCGUUUUCCCAAAAGAAUGCCCUGGAUACGAGGUUCGAAAUAAACCAGUUACGAGUGAACCUACUGUAAAGGAAACCCCGUUUAUCUUCUCACAACAAAGUCAGCAGUACGAGUCUAGACAAAAUCCCAAUGUCACCAGUCCUAAUAUUGAGUUUAACACAGGCGCUUCAAAGUAUGAUCCGUACGGUCCGUUGGAGGAACCAUCGGUCCCGGCGCCGAUCUACACGACAGCAUCUACAAACUGCCGCGUGACCACAUUGGGCGGUGGUCCGGACUCCUUCGUUCCCAACUAUCAACAAACUCCGCCCGCGGAAAGGCGUGCCCCAAAUGCAGAUGAAAUAAUGCGUCAGGUGGAGGCAAGGAAUAGAGCCGAGCAACAACAGCGACAGCAGGAACAACAGCAGUACGAAAUUCCGGAGUAUAAUCGUCAGGAACCAUCGGCUCCUCCGCGAAGCCAGAGCACUACGUCGCCGGUGCAUUUGCUGCCAGAUACUUUGGUGACUGGGGCCGUGAACGUGGCUUCCUCUGCCAUCAACACUGCACGUUCAGUCAUCAACAUGAUUGUACCACCUAGGGAGAAUGGCGCUUGGGUGAAUGGUCACUGGGUGUCUCAAAGAGCAGACACUCCACGGGAGGCUAAUUUGAGGGCUUUGGCCGAAAUGGGCUUUUGGGACAGAGAUCUGAACGCGACCUUAUUGGCCAGAUACGAUGAUGAUUUAACCAGAGUGAUUUCCGAGCUUGUUCAAUAGGCGACAUUCACGCUUGGUUUUCUCCGUAACAAUUAGUCCAUAGGUUCGAUGUUGUCGAAUAAAAUAUGUAUAUUCCUGAUAGAUAUAUUUAGCAUUGAGUUAUGGUGUAUUAGGGUAAAUAGUUUCUCACUCUACAACGUAGUUUUAUGGUCACAAUCAACUUAUAUACUCAGAAUGUCCAGAGGAAAACUUUUUAUUUGAUAUAUCCGAAAUGGUUUAUUGUUACGAAACAGUGAUUUUAAACAGUGUGAUUCUGAAGUGCAAUGAUGAGAGCUCGAAAAUAUUUGAUAAUAAAUUUUUUACAAAAAUUUUUGUAUUUAGUUCCUAUAUUUAUUUUGAUUACUUUCAUUAAAAUUAAGACUGGUGGACAUUCUAUAAUAGGAUUAAAUUUGCUUUGGAACUGGUUAUAGAACCUAAUGUAUUUUGUAAGUUAUACAUUUUAUGCAUUUUCUCAUUUAUAUAUUUACUUUAUGAAUUAUGAAUAUAUUUCAAAGUUACAA
Molecule: messenger RNA, 3530 nt
Organism: Aethina tumida (small hive beetle)
Lineage: Eukaryota; Metazoa; Arthropoda; Insecta; Coleoptera; Nitidulidae
Exons: 9
Coding region: 121-3030 (969 amino acids)
Biological process (GO): macroautophagy
Cellular component (GO): phagophore assembly site
Molecular function (GO): ubiquitin binding
Source: RefSeq, a predicted model, not a curated record